Molecule: messenger RNA, 872 nt
Organism: Aspergillus pseudonomiae
Lineage: Eukaryota; Fungi; Ascomycota; Eurotiomycetes; Eurotiales; Aspergillaceae
Product: ClpP/crotonase-like domain-containing protein
Exons: 2
Coding region: 1-846 (281 amino acids)
Biological process (GO): fatty acid beta-oxidation
Cellular component (GO): mitochondrion
Molecular function (GO): enoyl-CoA hydratase activity
Source: RefSeq, a predicted model, not a curated record
AUGGCUGUACCGUUCAAGACCCAACCCCCCUCCACAAAGCACUAUAUUGUAUCCUUUCCUCAACCCCAGACCCUCCUGGUGACUAUCAACCGCGAAAAGCAGCGCAACUCUCUCCCCUCAGAUGCUCACUGGGAAGCCCAUGAGCUCUUGACCUGGUUCGAUCAUGAGCCAUCUCUCCUGGUUGCCGUGAUUACCGGUGCAGGAAAGAAGGCCUUUUGCGCGGGUCAAGACUUGCAGGAACAGAGUUCCAAAACGUCUGGACAGCUAUCCCUGGCUCAGAAAGCGUUGUUGACACACCCACCCACGGGGUUUGCUGGGCUGAGCCAGAGGAAAGGCGUAAAGCCCGUGUUGGCCGCCGUGAAUGGCUUUGCCCUUGGUGGAGGAUUUGAAAUUUGUCUCAACUGCGACAUCGUCGUUGCAUCACCUACAGCCGAGUUCGGGCUUCCAGAAGCAGGCGUCGGGUUAUUUGCAGCGGCCGGAGGUCUGCCGCGCCUCGCACGAGUGUGUGGUAUGCAAAUUGCCAGCGAGCUGGCGUUGACCUGUCGCCGUCUCCCGGCACAGGAGGCCCUGUCCCUUCGACUGAUCAACCGAAUCUCCAAGACACCCGAGUCUCUGUUGGAGGAGACUUUGGCGAUCGCGAAGCGGAUCACUGCGUUCUCACCCGACGCCAUCUUGGUCACGCGACAGGGCUUGAGGGAGGCUUGGGAGACAUCCAGUGUCCAACACGCAGCCUCACGAACUAGGGAGGCGUAUGUGGACCGGGUGGUCCGAGGGGAGAACUUCAAGAUUGGCGUGGAAGCUUUUGCAAAGAAGGUUCAGCCACAAUGGCGAGAAUCAAAAAUUUGAUCUCGUCAAUUUUCCGCCUGCACUAG